GUCAACGGUAAAAAUCCCCUAGAGCCCAAAUCCGCUGAUCAAAAUAAACAUUAAUUUGGUACUUAAAGUGAGUUUAAAAUCUGCAGUGGUUAUUAUCGAAAGGAAAAUCGUAUUAAUUGCAUCGAACGAGAGUGAAAUUUCUUGAUUCGUUAAGAUGAGCUUAGUAAAGAAAGACUUGGAAAUCGUGUAUAGUUUGCGGUGGAAAAACGGCCCGAAAAGGGAACACAAAAAGCAAGCAUCCAUUGUGGCCGUAUACGACAUACCUGCGACUACAUUGAAUUUCUCCGAUUUUAAGAGUUAUCUGCUGAAAAAUUCGGGAACUGCUGAACAGGAUGUCACUGUAUACUACAUAACAGACCAAGGCAAAGAGUACCCCAUUCAAUCCCAAGUUGAUUUUCAAGUGGUACUGUAUGCAUUCAGACGCAAAGCUAGAGCAAAUGAGGUAAUAAACCUCCUACUUGAAAGAAAAGAAGACCCAUCAGUACAUAAAAAUUCCCGUAUCUCCAACGACGUUGAGACCCAGUUUGACAGCAUGGAGCCUCCCUCAGUCAGUGGGGCUUCCUCAAUGUGUGGCCAUCUAGAGACUCCACCUGAAUGGUUUAUUGCGGCACUGGCACAACUUAAAAGGGACAUAAAGGAAGAGGUGACUGCCAAUAUUUCUGGCAUCGUUGCCAGCGCCGUUGCCGAAAUUAAGACACCACAGACCACUUUGCCUGUGUUGCCACAGCUUAAUUUGGUUUAUCCCCACAGAUCUUUGAAGAAGCCAGAAAAACGCUUGAAGAAACAUGGUUCUCAUGGUGCCGAACAUCAUGAUGCCAAAGAAAUCCACAAAAAAUCCAUAAGAUUGGAAAAUAAACUGGAAAAACUGGAACUGAAAGCCUCCAAGUAUCGCGAGAAACGCUUCGCAUUACAACACGGUCUUAAAUUGAGCGAUCACGCCACAAAAUCCAGCGAUAGCGAUACGGGACAUACCAGCAGUGGAAGCCGUUGCAAAAGUAAGAAAGAAAAGCCUAAAAAAGAGGAACGUCCUCAACAAAUAUCCGAUGAAGGGCUGAAAAUGGACGCUCAACCGAUUGACGUACAGAAAUCGGUUCCGCACAUGUUAGGGGGCGAGAUUUAUUUGCAUCAAUGGGACGUACAGAAUACCGGAGAGGUCGCUUGGACCAAUUUGACACAACUGAACUAUGCUUGGGGUUCCAAGCAUUUGGUGCCUAUGGAUAAAGAAAUUAAAGUUCCAUUCUUGAAGCCUAGGGAGGUUGGAACUAUUUCUGUUCGUUUCCAAAUCCCAACCCAACCUGGAACAUACGAGUGUUACUGGCAAUUCACCCACAACGGACGUCGUUUCGGCCAUUGGCUCGGCGUUCAAGUUAUUGUCGACCCUUUCGACUUAAAAGGACACGCCUCAGUUCUUACAAAAUCCAAUCCACUUGAUAUGACCCUACCAUCAGGUUCUCGGGCUAUGAAAAGAGAAUCAUCUGAAAAUCCAAAUUCCGCAGAGGCUUUAGCUUCGAUCUAUAAAUCGUUGCAAGGGGAUAAAGAGGCAGAAGAGGCAAGUACCUCGGCGGUAAAAGCGAUCACCGAAGAGUUAGUGCGUGAGGUGUCAAAUGGAGUGACCGAGUUGCGUCUUUCGCCAUUGUCACAGUCAGAAUCUGCCGAUGAAAUGAAUAAAUGGCCGGUCGGAUUGAAAUAUCACGCUAGCAGUUUGAAUUCAAGUUCCUUAUCGUUAAAGAGCAACGUCGAUGAAAACGGAGAACCUUUCGUUGUACCCAGAUGCUUUAUCGUGGACGACAAUACCAAAAAAUCGGACGGUAUUCCUUUAGCCAAUUGCUUUGGCCUGGAGGAAACUAAACUAGAAAGAAAAGAAUCGAUUCCCACGUCUGAUCAAACCGACUUUGUGUUUGUUCCCAUACCGUCAAAAGUACCCGAGGAAGACAAACAACCUGAACAACAAAAUGCCGCUUCUACCGUGCAGAGGUCCGAAAGCAACGCUGUUAAUUUUGAUAGCAACAAUAAUAAUAAUAAUAAUGCUGAAAGCGGUGCGGCGAGCAAUAAUUCUUUCAAGCUGAGAGACGAGGAGCUGGAUAAUAUUGUGGUUAUUACUGUUCCCAAAGAUGAGCAAAUUAAAGAAGGAUUUAUUUAUGUACACGUUGAUGGCCAAAAAGUUCUUAUCCCGAAGAACAUCUUAAAAUCAGAAGUGGUAUCCGCAGCCCAAGAGCUUGAGAGGAGUCCUGAUGCCCCUAAUAGUGUUGGAGUCAUUAUUGAGUCCAACGAUGGACCAAACAAAUCUCCAAGUCCAGUUUCCUCCGCUUCAACCUCGAGCCUCAAACCGAAACCAAAAACCGAUGAAGAACAUCUCGGUAAUACAUUGGAUUCCGUGCCGCCUAAAAACCUCGCCGAACCGAUAAUUCCCCUUCCAGCUAACUUACCGGAUAAUAAACCGGUUGAUUUAUCCACAAAUAUGCCCAAAGAAAUGGCCGAUUUCUUACAUGAAGAUGGGGCCGACAGAAGCAACUAUUUCGAGGCGAAUAAUUUUAUGUCGCAUUGUUCCGCUGCCGGAUCUUGUUUCUCUGAGGUAAACAGUCAAGCUGAAAAGCAAAGCCGUGUGUUUGUUUUUCCCCGCGACGUACCCGGAUAUGAAGUUGUUUACCCAGUUUUGAACAUUGAUGACCCUCAAGAUCCUAAUUUAACUACAGAAACCUAUGAUAUUCCAGAAGCCCAACCUCUGACAGCACCACAAUUAGAAGGUGUCUCCUACACUCCACCAAACCCAUUCAUGGAAUCAGUUCCAAACUACCAGCAAACCCCGCCCGAGUUACGCAGACCUCCUGUCGUCGAAGAUCCUGUAACGGAACCGCUAAAUCCCACUCAAGAGUCCACGCGCGCCUCUUACGGCACCUCGGGGACACAACCGGAGCGCCAGCGCACCGAAGAAACAACCGAACCGGCCGAGGACCAUGUUUUGCUACCGCAGGUACAUAUUCUGCCCGAAAUGUUGGUUUCUGGGGCGGUAAAUGCCGCCUCCACGGCAUUUAGUACCGCCAGAUCUGUUUUUAAUAAUAUAAUUCAUCCCCAGGCACCAGGUACAUGGAUAAAUGGACACUGGGUAAGCAACAACCCCACCACGCCUAGAGAAGCAAAUCUACAAGCACUGGCCGAGAUGGGUUUCUGGAACCGUGACCUUAACGCCACCCUUUUGGCAAGGUUCAAUGAUGACCUUAAUAGAGUAGUCGCUGAAUUAGUGCAAUAAGGUCUGAAAGCCUUUUAAUUUUGUUUUCAUAUAUAUGAGGUUUUGGAACCUAGGUUAGUAUAAUAAUAAACUAUAUUACUUUUUAUAUUUAAUGGGUUUUGAAUUUAAUUCUAGUGGUUUUAAACUAGAUUAGAAUAUUAAUGUUAGAAUCUGGGUUCGAUAAUUGAAUCUUUAGUUGGUAGCAGCACUUUUUGUGAGAUCAGGUUUAGGAUGCUAUAAACAUUUUUUAGGAAUUUGUGAUUUUUGUUUUUAAAUUGCCAUUUUAAUUACUAGUUCAGAAAUCAGAUUUUACUUGAAAUUAUCUGUAAAAAGUAAGAAUUAACGUUUCUGGUAUAACCGCAAUUAUGUCAUCGAAAUAUUUGGCAUUUGUAGAAUAACUUUUUGUGUUUCGUAGAGAUAGUUUGACUUAAAUUAGAGCAAGCUUCCUAGCUUGACAUAUAACUUUAUGUGAUAAUCUUUUGUGUUAACAAAAUAUAUAUAUUACUCCUUAA
Molecule: messenger RNA, 3738 nt
Organism: Anthonomus grandis grandis
Lineage: Eukaryota; Metazoa; Arthropoda; Insecta; Coleoptera; Curculionidae
Exons: 17
Coding region: 155-3247 (1030 amino acids)
Biological process (GO): macroautophagy
Cellular component (GO): phagophore assembly site
Molecular function (GO): ubiquitin binding
Source: RefSeq, a predicted model, not a curated record